This is a messenger RNA of Olea europaea var. sylvestris, 2004 nucleotides long. Its product is annotated as laccase-14-like. The record is from RefSeq and is a predicted model, not a curated record. Gene Ontology annotation, cellular component: apoplast. The transcript is spliced from 6 exons. Bases 62 to 1759 code for a protein of 565 amino acids. Gene Ontology annotation, biological process: lignin catabolic process. Lineage: Eukaryota; Viridiplantae; Streptophyta; Magnoliopsida; Lamiales; Oleaceae. Gene Ontology annotation, molecular function: copper ion binding; hydroquinone:oxygen oxidoreductase activity.
CUAAUCCAAACAAGAACACAAGGCAUAAGAAAAUUUGAAUAUAGAAAGCAAUCAAGCAAUUAUGUGGUUGAUUAUGAAAGUUUUCGUCUUACAUUUCAUAGGGUUUCUUCUUCUAGGUGGCGUACUGCCUACCAAUGCUCAGCAACGUCGCUAUAAGUUUGUGUUGAGAGAUGCUCCAUACGCAAGGCUUUGCACCAACAAGACCAUCUUGACAAUAAAUGGACAAUUUCCAGGGCCAACUAUAUACGCUACUAAGGGAGAAACAGUAAUUGUUGAUGUUCACAACCGAGCAAACGAAAACAUCACCAUUCACUGGCAUGGAGUGAAAAUGCCAAGAUAUCCAUGGUCUGAUGGUCCCGAGUAUGUCACUCAAUGCCCCAUUCGACCUGGAACAAAGUUUAGCCAAAAGAUUGUGCUCUCAGACGAGGAAGGAACAUUGUGGUGGCAUGCUCAUAGUGAAUGGUCGCGUGCUACCGUGCAUGGUGCAAUCAUUAUUUAUCCCAAGAAGAAAAAUGACUAUCCUUUCCCCAAGCCUCAUGCUGAAGUUCCCAUCAUACUAGACGAGUGGUGGAACAGUGAUGUGGAAGAGGUUAUGAAUGAAUUCAUUGCAAGCGGAGCGGAUCCAAAUGUCUCGGAUGCUUUCCUCAUAAACGGUCAACCCGGAGAUCUAUAUUUAUGCUCCAGAUCAGAUACAUUCAAGUUGACUGUGGAUUUUGGCAAGACUUAUCUACUCCGAAUGGUUAAUGCAGUCAUGAACAACAUUAUGUUCUUUUCCAUUGCAAACCACACUAUUACUGUAGUAGGAUCAGAUGGCAGCUACACGAAACCGUUAAAGAGUAAUCUCAUUGCCAUUUCACCUGGACAAACCAUUGAUUUCUUGUUGGAAGCUAACCAAAACCCUAGCCACUAUUAUAUGGCUUCCAGGGUUUAUGCUAGCGCGGGGAAUUUUGAUAACACAACUACAACCGCUAUUAUCGCGUAUAGGGGAAAUUAUACUACACCAGCAUCUCCAUUGCUUCCAAAUCUUCCCAAUUUCAACGAUACAAAUGCUUCGGCUAAUUUCACAGGGCAACUCAGAAGUUUAGCAAAUGAAAAAUAUCCUGUUGAUGUUCCUUUAAAUGUGACCAACAAAUUAUUCUUUACCCUUUCCAUCAAUUUAAACCCUUGCCCCAAUAAUUCAUGCGAGGGACCUUUUAAUGAACGUUUUUCAGCAAGUGUGAAUAACAUAACCUUUCAGCUGCCUAGAGUCGACAUUCUUCAAGCUUAUUACAGGGGCAUCAGAGGAGUUUAUGGAGAUGACUUUCCCAAUGAUCCACCAUUGACUUUCAAUUAUACUGCAGAUGUCAUUCCUAGGGACCUGUGGAGGCCUGAAAAUGGGACAGAUGUAGUAGUUCUUGAUUACAAUUCCACAGUAGAGCUUGUGUUCCAAGGAACGAACACAGUAGCAGGAAUAGAUCAUCCUAUGCACUUACAUGGAUAUAGCUUUUAUGUGGUUGGAUGGGGAUUUGGAAACUUCGACAAAGACAAAGACCCUUUGAACUAUAAUCUCAUUGACCCUCCUCUAAUGGAAACAAUUGCAGUUCCAAGAAAUGGAUGGACAGCAAUCAGAUUCAAAGCGAAUAAUCCAGGAGUUUGGAUGAUGCAUUGCCAUUUUGAGCGUCAUGUAAGUUGGGGAAUGGGAAUGGCUUUCACUGUCAAAAAUGGCAAGAGUCGAGAUGCUAAAAUAUUGCCUCCUCCUCCCGACAUGCCAAGGUGUUGAUACUCGACCGAUCAUCCAAUAUAGCUUAUUAGCACGUGUAGAAUGAUGAAGAUGUGGGAAAUUAUUUGAACUUUCAUUUAUUAUUUGUUUGGAAAUUGUAUACAACCUAAUUUUUUGUUUUGUUGUAAUUUUAAUUUAGAAUAUGAUCAAAAAAUAAUUUAUAUAGUGAUGUUUGCCAAGAAGAAAAUGGUGGUUCUUGGUCUUGAUGCCAGGGAUGGUUCGUUCUUUGUGAUUAAACCCCUGUU